UGCCGGCGAGCUUUAAAAAAAAAAAUAUUAUACCCACCGCGGCAAUGUCGGGCAGGUCGGUCCGAGCUGAGACCCGGAGCAGGGCGAAAGAUGACAUCAAGCGGGUUAUGGCCGCUAUUGAGAAAGUACGAAAAUGGGAGAAGAAAUGGGUGACUGUAGGAGACACGUCCCUUCGUAUCUACAAGUGGGUGCCAGUGACGGAGCCUAAAUCAGAUGAUAAAAAUAAGAACAAGAAGAAGGGCAAAGAUGAGAAAUACGGCUCAGAGUUGACGACUCCAGAGAACAGCUCCUCUCCGGGGAUGAUGGACAUGCAUGACGACAACAGCAACCAGAGCUCCAUCGCCGACUCGUCUCCAGUGAAACAGGAAAACAGUUGUAGCACGAGCCCCGCCCCCGAGCCCACCAACACGUCUCACCGCGAGAGCAGCGAGACCAAGAGUGACCAGAGCCCGGACAGCAAGAGGGGUAAGACCACCCCGUCAUCGGAAACCUCAGAGAGAGCACAAAGUGCCAAGAGAGACAGCCUGUCCUCAGGGGGGGAGAAGGACUCAUCAGACAGCAAAGCCACUCAGGACCAAGAGGAAGAGGCCCCGCCCACUAAGAAGAGCAAAGUGGAGUCCUCUCCUCCGGACUUUGAGGAGAGUUAAACGUUUGUCUCCUUCCCCUCCUAUCUCCCUCCCUCUGUACCUCCCUCCAUUAACUCUAGAUAACUUAGGGCGAAUGGACACACCAGCUCUCCUCCCACUCCCUCACCCUCCCCUCUCUUUACCCCAAACUAUACCAAAGGGAGAAUGGACGUCUCUCUUCUUUCUUUCCCUCCCUCCCUCCCCCUCCACUUUGCCUCCUUUCCCCCCCCCUGACACUCCUCUGCACAGAGGGAGAAUGGAAAUUACCUCUAUUCACUGGUCCCCUCCGUGCUUCCUUCCAGUUCUCCACAACUUUUUCACUAAUGCCAAGAGAAGCUCUGAACUCGGGGCUAAAAUCCCCCUCUGUGACCAGGGGGGAGGGGGGAGGGGGCACCGUCAGCCAAGCUCCAGCCACCACCAGGCCAGACCACAAAAACUGACCUGCACCUGUGACUACAAGAGUUAACACUGGCGUUCUGAAUUUAGGACCAGGUUGAUCCCGGGCGCUGUUCUGAGACCGUUUUUGAAUACUGCUAAUGGUUUAGCUCAGAGGCUAACCAGGUCUCAAAACAGCGGCUGCAGGGGGAACCUCCACCCUAAGACCACGUCAAUCCAAUCCUCCUGAUUCGCCUCCUGUUAGACUAAUGUUCUAUAUUUGUUUAGGAAGUGUUUAGGGUUUUUUUCUCAGGAGGGUCAAUGCACUGUUAUGGUAUGUCACAAUCGAUCACAGAUAGAUUUGCUGCUGUAGUGGAAGUCUUUUGUCUCUAUCCAUGAAAAGUUCUCCAUUCACAAGUUUAUUAAGGUGAGUUAGCUUGUGGUUCGUAGAAGAAGAAGAAGACGGUACUGGGCAAGAUAAUAAACUCUUUGGAUAAGUAGUGAAGACAGGCAUAGGUAGCGUACGUCCUGAUGGUGUGCCUUGAGUUGCUACGAUGAAAUACACGUGUUAGGUCAAACAGGUUUGGACUCACAAUUCUGGUGCCAUGGUUGUUGUUUUUUUUUGUUUUUGCCUUAUCAUCGUCGCUAAUGAGCAUGAUCAAAUUUGUUUUAUUCCACUACGAUAUCUUUGGUUUUAUUUGAGGGAAUAGUUCAACAUUUUGGAAAAUAUUCCCAUUCUGGGUGAGAGCAACAUGCCACUCUUGUAGUUUGAUGUUUGAUGUUAAGCAAAAGGCAGAGGGGACUUAGUUUGGCAUAGACGGAGAAAAUCAGAUUGACCAGUUUUGUCCGAGGCAGAAGACAAACCCCGCAUCAGCACCUCUAAAGCUCACUACUGAACACCAGAUGAAUGAUGAAGUUUCAGGAACUCCCUGUAAGGAAGGAAAUCCUGCUUCUUGAACUGAUGCAGAAAGAUUAGUUUUAAUUAGUGGGCUUUAGAGGUGCUGAUACAUGGAUUAUACGCAUUUAUUAACACAGUAUCACUCAGUUGUUUCACGAUUUUAACGCCAAUACAUAGUCCCAUGUGACCCCCCCGUAAAACAGCUCCUUGUUGUUUUUAGUGUUUUUGUAAAACUUAAACACAAGUUCUCAAAUUCACCUUUUUAUAUUAUUCCUUAGUUUCUAUAAAAACAGUAUAAAAUGACAAGUUGUGUUUUAAUGGGUGGAAAUGUGAUUCUGACCUCCAGGAGGAAACCUUAGAUUUUCAGAAUCAACAGAGAGAAAAGGUGCUGGUAGGCAGUUUAGGGCUCGAGCGUGUUACACUCACAUCGACUGUAGACGUGAAUGUGAUUGCUUUGCUUAGCUUAGCUCACGUUAGCCUGGAAAUGGAGACCAAACAGCGAGCCCGGCUCUGUUCCACAGACAGAGAAAUCCAACUAUCGGCACCUCUAAAUCUCACUACUAGUAGCAUCAUUCUUUAAACGCUGAGCAAGACAGCAAAUGUUUCCCAAAAUGUAGAGCUAUUCCUCUAAAACAGUCGCGGACUGGAACUCCAACAGUAGCCAGAGGUUUUUUUUUUUAAGAUGCUUCUUCUGGAAGUUUAAACCUCUACAACCCUCAAAAAUCUGAAUUCCAGGUCAGGUGGCACUUAGCUGUUGUUUUUCCCCUCUAAAAAAGAAAAAGACCCGUUACUUGAACCGGUUUUCCCCUCUUGACUCAUAACUAAUCGCCCCCCCAUCUCUGUACAUGUUCUGUGUAUCACUACUUAUCUCUGGCCUAAGUGUACCUGCAGCUCGACACAGAAGGGUCCAGAUUUUUAGAUGAAAUGUUGGUUCUGAUCCUCCUUCAAGGUGCUGUCUAUUGGCUGAAUCCUAACACACACACACACACACACACACACACACACACAGCAUCAAAGGUCUCGGUUUUUGUGCAGAUCUGUGCAAUUUACUUGAACUUGUUAGUCGAGAUUCAGACCUUUAAACCUCUCUAAUGUACAACCUCACACAUGUCAGACUUCCUUUCAUUUCUGAAUAUUUGUGACUUCAUACCAGAGCUGCAGAAGAACUUUAUGACAGAAUUACUUGAUCAGAUUUCAGCAAAUCAGCAAUCACAUGGAUGGAGAGAAAAGAAAUUUAAAAAAAUGGUCUCAGUUUAGAGGAUGGAUUAGCAUAUACCUCAUUCCCAGUCCAGCAGUGCUGGAACUUAAAAUGCUAUCGUAAUGACAUUAACAGUUAUAAACAGCAUUAUGUACACUCAGUUAAAAAAGAAAGGAAAAAAAGAUCUCACUUAUGUUGUAGCUUUCACCUGAUUGAGCCGAUUCCUUAUAGUUUGCUCAUAACUGUGUGUUUAAAAAAAAAGAGCUGUGAGAUAUAAAUUCUUGUAUGAUGUUUUUCUUGGGACCAUUUUUGUUUCACUUUAGAUCUUGUACAGAUUUAUGGUUUGGUUUGACUUAUUUAUUCCAUCAGUAGUGCUUGGUUUUUAUCAUGUCCAAUGGUUUUGUUUUCUUAAUAAAAUUGAUAAAAUGUU
Molecule: messenger RNA, 3527 nt
Organism: Labrus mixtus (cuckoo wrasse)
Lineage: Eukaryota; Metazoa; Chordata; Actinopteri; Labriformes; Labridae
Gene: bcl7a
Product: BAF chromatin remodeling complex subunit BCL7A
Exons: 6
Coding region: 45-647 (200 amino acids)
Source: RefSeq, a predicted model, not a curated record